Molecule: messenger RNA, 1990 nt
Organism: Rhododendron vialii
Lineage: Eukaryota; Viridiplantae; Streptophyta; Magnoliopsida; Ericales; Ericaceae
Product: 4-coumarate--CoA ligase-like 1
Exons: 6
Coding region: 38-1774 (578 amino acids)
Biological process (GO): fatty-acyl-CoA biosynthetic process
Molecular function (GO): long-chain fatty acid-CoA ligase activity
Source: RefSeq, a predicted model, not a curated record
AACAAAUUCCCACCAAUAAAAGCCUCAUGCACAAAUCAUGAUUCUCACAUUCACACACUCUUUGCCCCUUAUAAAGCAAAGGUCAGUAAUCCCCAUUGCACACAUCAAAACAAUGGCAACUCUCUUGCCACAAGAUGAGGACCACAUUUUCCGAAGCCCCUACCCUUCGAUUCCAGUACCGGAUGACGUGACUCUACCGGAGUUCGUGCUUCAGGGUUUCGAAUUGUAUGCCGAUAGCGUCGCGUUCGUGGAGAGCGAGAGCGGUAAAGAGUACACUCAUGGGGAAGUGGUUAGAGAGACCAAGAGGUUUGCCAAGGCCUUGAGGUCUCUGGGGUUGAGAAACGGGCGGGUGGUGGUCGUUCUGCUCCCAAACGUGGCGGAGUACGCCAUUGUCGCGCUCGGGAUAAUGGCGGCUGGUGGAGUGUUCUCGGGUGCGAAUCCGUCUGGGCAUGCGUCGGAGAUUAAGAAGCAGGUGGAGGCGGCUGAUGCCAGGCUUAUUGUCACCAAUGGGCCAAAUUACGAGAAGGUGAAGGGUCUAGGAGUGCCAAUCAUAGUACUAGGCGAACAAAGAGUCGAAAGCGCCAUAUAUUGGGAAGAACUUCUUGAAGCCGCAGAUCGUGCCAGCAACGGUACUAUCACCGAACCCAUAGCCCAAACCGAUCUCUGCGCCCUCCCGUUCUCCUCCGGCACCACCGGUACCUCAAAAGGCGUGAUGAUAACUCAUCGGAACCUCAUUUCCAACCUCUGCUCCACUCUCUUCAGCGUACGCCCCGAACUAAUUGGAAAAGUGACCACGCUUGGCCUAAUGCCGUUCUUCCACAUAUAUGGCAUGGCAGGAAUAUGUUGCGCUACGCUGAAAAACAAGGGGAAAGUGGUGGUGAUGGGACGGUACAAAAUCGAUACGUAUCUGAACGCGUUGAUUGAUCACGAGGUCACGUUCGCACCAAUCGUGCCUGCGAUUAUUUCCGACAUGGUUAAGAAUGCUGCGGUCGAUGAUUUUGAUCUUGGUAAGAUUAAAUUGCAUGCUGUUAUGACUGCAGCGGCUCCCCUGGCGCCAGAGGUACUUAGUGCGUUUGAGAGGAAGUUCCCUGGUGUGGUUGUACAAGAGGCAUACGGAAUGACGGAGCAUAGCUGCAUCACUCUUACCCACGGGGAUCCAGAAAUGGGCCAUCGAAUUGCAAAGAAAAACUCUGUCGGGUUUGUGCUUCCAAAUUUGGAAGUCAAGUUUAUCGACCCAAACACGGGUCGAUCUCUCCCCAAGAACACUCGGGGCGAAAUCUGCGUGAGAAGCCAAUGCGUAAUGAAAGGUUAUUAUAAAAACAAGGAGGAAACCGCUCAGACCAUCGAUGAAAACGGGUGGCUUCACACGGGUGAUAUCGGGUACAUCGAUGAUGACGGAGAUGUUUUCAUUGUGGAUCGCAUAAAAGAACUCAUCAAAUACAAAGGAUUUCAAGUGGCUCCUGCUCACUUGGAAAAUAUCAUCCUAACUCAUCCCUCUGUUGCAGAUGUUGCUGUUAUUCCAUUACCCGAUGAAGAGGCAGGGGAGAUACCGGCAGCAUGCGUAGUGAUGGACUCGAAUGCAAGAGAAAGUGAAGAAGAUAUAAUGAAGUAUGUUGCCUCUAAUGUUGCAAGCUAUGAGAGGGUGAGAGUGGUGCAGUUUGUGGGUGCAAUCCCUAGAUCAGCUUCAGGGAAAAUUCUCAGAAGGGUUCUGAAAGAAGAGAUGGUUAAAAACAUGGUCAUCAGAACCAACCCAAAACUGGUGCGACAUUGUUAAAAGUCCACCGAAAUUCCCAAGUUUGAAAUUGGGUACAAUGUUAAGUCAAUAAUACUUGGUUUUGCGCCGUCCACGCCUUUGUUGCCUCCGUUCCCCUGCUUCUAUAUCCCAAUGCGCAAUGCGCGCUUUCGCAGAACAAUUGUGUAUUGAAAUUCAUGUGUUUUGAGAUUCUUACUGCAAAAUCAAAGAUUAUUUGCCUUCGGCUAGUGGCUUAAA